Stomoxys calcitrans (stable fly) is the source of this 1074-nucleotide messenger RNA. Its product is annotated as fibrinogen C domain-containing protein 1. The record is from RefSeq and is a predicted model, not a curated record. Lineage: Eukaryota; Metazoa; Arthropoda; Insecta; Diptera; Muscidae. The transcript has 6 exons. The coding region runs from base 43 to 954 and encodes 303 amino acids.
UUUAAAAUAAUACUCUGAACGAACUUAAAGGUUGUUUUAAAAAUGUCUCGAAAGUUAUUAAUAAUCAGUUUGGUGAUAGCCGGCAAUUUAAUGGAACUGAUUUUUGGAGAGCACUGUGAAAAGAACUUUGAAAAUUCAAGCUGUUGUUGUGAUGACUAUGAGAAUGUGGCUAGAAAGCUUUCAUGUGAUGUCGAGAAAAUUAAAACUUCUUUGGAUAACUCAAAAAAGGAAACAAAAACAAAAGGUCUGCCAAUCUUCGAUAUACGAUUCGAUAAAUACCCUAACACAUGCCCAAAUCUGGGAAUACCCUCCAAUUGUGCCGAGGCUACUGCUUGCACCAAACGCAAUGGUUAUCACAAGAUUAAAAUCCCAACAUUUAGCAACGACACUUUCCUUGUGGAUUGUGAUGCUCGCACAGAUGGUGGUGAUUGGACCGUCAUUCAACGGCGUCAUGAUGGUUCUGUUGACUUCUAUCGUGAGUGGAUGGAUUAUAAGCAUGGAUUUGGUAAUAUUGAUGGGGAGUUCUUUAUCGGUUUGGACAAGCUGCAUGCAUUGACUAAUUACCAGGGUCCGCAAGAGUUGCUGAUUCUUAUGGUGAAUGGCUCCAAUUCAGUGGAAGGAUUUGCCAAAUAUGAUGACUUUGUUAUAGGCAAUGAGAGCGAAAUGUACAAACUAAAGCGUACGGGUCAUUACGUGGGUACGGCUGGUGAGUCCUUGAAGCGACACAUAGGCAUGAAGUUUUCCACCAAGGAUCAAGACAACGACGUGUACGCCGAAGGCAGUUGUGCUGUUUCGUAUAUGGGUGGAUGGUGGUAUGAGAAAUGUCACUCAAGCAAUUUGAAUGGUCAUUAUGGCGAUAAAUCCUAUAGCAAAGGUAUAAAUUGGUAUAGUUUUACAGGUCAUACGUCCACAUUGAGAUUUGUUAAAAUGAUGGUAAGGCGCCGUAGAGGCUAAAAUGCAGUACUAAGAUCUUUAGUUAAGGAAAGCAGAAUAAAACACCACAAUACCAAAUUAUUGUUAAUCAAUCGGAUGCAAAUAAAUGAGAUGAAACCUUGGAUAUCAUACGCAAUGUAA